ACCAGAGCAGCCGCACCGUUCGGAAGCUGAGGGGGCCCGGCACGGCGGCGUCAAGAUGGCGGCGGCUGUGGCAGCGGCGGCGGCUGCUGCGGCCGCGGCUGCAUCUUUUCAAGUGCUGGAGAUGGAGAGCAUGGAGACUGCCGUCGCCGGUUCCGCGAGCCUGGCCGCCGAGGUCCGAGGCAGUGGCACUGUAGACUUCGUGACCGGGGCCGGGAUCUCCACCCUUGUCGACACGGGCGGGGGCGAUCCGGGCCCAGAGGCCGAGGACUUCGAGUGCAGCACUCACUGCUCCGAGUUGUCCUGGCGGCAGAACGAGCAGCGGCGUCAAGGCCUGUUCUGCGACAUCACCCUGUGUUUCGGCGGAGCCGGAGGUCGCGAGUUCCGUGCCCACCGCUCGGUGCUGGCCGCUGCCACCGAGUACUUCACCCCCUUACUCUCGGGCCAGUUUUCGGAAUCGCGCUCGGGCCGGGUAGAGAUGCGCAAGUGGAGCUCAGAGCCGGGACCCGAACCUGACACGGUGGAAGCCGUUAUCGAGUACAUGUACACCGGGCGCAUCCGAGUGAGCACCGGCAGCGUGCACGAGGUGCUGGAGCUGGCCGACAGAUUCUUACUAAUUCGUUUAAAAGAAUUCUGUGGAGAAUUUCUCAAGAAAAAACUUCAUCUCUCAAAUUGUGUGGCCAUUCAUAGCUUAGCCCACAUGUAUACCCUGAGCCAGCUUGCUCUGAAAGCUGCAGAUAUGAUACGGAGAAAUUUCUAUAAAGUCAUUCAGGAUGAAGAAUUUUAUACUUUACCUUUCCAUCUCAUUCGAGACUGGCUUUCAGACUUGGAAAUUACUGUGGAUUCUGAAGAGGUUCUUUUUGAAACAGUUUUGAAGUGGGUUCAGAGAAAUGCCGAAGAGAGAGAGAGAUACUUUGAAGAACUUUUUAAAUUGCUCAGAUUGUCCCAGAUGAAACCCACCUACCUUACUCGGCAUGUCAAACCAGAGCGGCUGGUGGCCAGUAAUGAAGUUUGUGUCAAGCUGGUGGCUGAAGCAGUGGAGAGGCAUGCGCUCAGAGCAGAGAAUAUGCAGUCUGGCACACUGCAGCAUCCCACUUCGCAAGUCUCACUGCUACCUCGCUAUGGACAAAACAUGGACGUAAUCAUGGUUAUCGGAGGAGUGUCCGAAGGAGGAGACUAUUUAAGUGAAUGUGUGGGAUAUUUUGUUGAUGAGGAUAGAUGGGUAAAUCUGCCCCACAUUCAUAAUCACCUUGAUGGACAUGCUGUUGCAAUUACAGAAUCUUACGUGUAUGUUGCUGGCUCCAUGGAACCAGGGUUUGCUAAGACUGUGGAACGAUACAACCCAAACCUGAAUACAUGGGAACACGUUUGUAGUCUGAUGACCAGAAAGCACUCUUUUGGGCUAACAGAAGUCAAAGGGAAGCUGUAUAGUAUUGGAGGACACGGCAAUUUUAGCCCUGGCUUUAAAGAUGUGACUGUUUACAAUCCUGAGCUUGAUAAAUGGCACAACUUAGAGUCAGCACCAAAGAUUCUGCGAGAUGUCAAAGCACUAGCCAUUGAGGACCGGUUUAUAUACAUUGCUGCCCGCACGCCUGUGGACCGGGACACUGAGGAUGGACUGAAGGCCGUAAUUACUUGCUAUGAUACAGAGACUCGACAGUGGCAAGAUGUGGAAUCUUUACCGCUUAUUGACAAUUACUGUUUUUUCCAGAUGUCUGUGGCCAAUUCAAACUUUUAUCAGACAGCAUCAUGCUGUCCCAAGAGUUACUCUUUAGAAAAUGAAGAGGCAGUAAGAAAAAUUGCCGGUCAGGUAUCUGAUGAGAUCCUUGAAAGCUUGCCUCCAGAAGUCCUAAGCAUCGAAGGGGCAGCCAUUUGCUAUUACAGAGAUGAUGUCUUCAUUAUUGGAGGCUGGAAAAACAGUGAUGAUAUUGACAAACAGUAUCGGAAAGAGGCCUACCGAUAUUGUGCUGAGAGAAAGAGGUGGAUGCUCCUUCCUCCAAUGCCUCAACCCCGUUGCAGGGCCACUGCUUGCCAUGUCAGGAUUCCCUACCGGUACUUGCAUGGCACACAGAGAUACCCCAUGCCUCAAAACUUAAUGUGGCAGAAGGACCGCAUCCGACAAAUGCAAGAGAUACAUCGGCACGCCCUGAACAUGCGGAGAGUGCCAAGUUCCCAGAUUGAAUGCUGAGCUCGCCAGCGCUUACAGCUGAAGACUGUUUGUUCUCCCUGUUCUGUGAGGCUGGAGAUGCCUGGACUGUUACUUGGAAAAGUAUGUCAGUGACUUAUUUUCUACUUGGACUUAUUACCGUAUAUAAAAGAAGUGUAGUUAAAAAACAAAUAGGAAACUCAGUUCAAUGUGGUAAUUUUUUUUUUAGGUUGCAGUCCUGACUUUGGUUUGUGUUUAUAUGCUGGCAAAUUAGAUCUUAUUAAAGAGAAGUGGGGGAAAGCAGGUGUAGUUACUUGGCCUUUUUUUUGCCAACAACUAACUCCUUUGUCUUAGGGACUUACAUGGGGCUCUAAGCACCAGUGUUAUUUGCACAUUUACUUUGAUAUUCCUUUAAGUUUUUUUAUGACUUGUUUAUUUUCAGUGAUACAAAUUUAUGCAUUAAGUUCUCAUCUGUAGGAGACAUGUGCAAUAGUGAAGCUGGAUCUGAAGGUAAAAGCACAGUGUUUCAGCAAGGAUGACCUCAGAAUGUUAGCACUUAUGUUUUGCUGUAUGCAUUUAUCUACAAGUGCUGGUUUUGUUCCUUGGAAAGGGUGACCAAUGAGAAGUUUGCGAGUGGCACAUCCUCUGGUUUGUUUGGUUUCUUCUGCAGCUUUUAUAGACUUGAACAUCAUUCUGAGAUGAUAGUUUGGAAGGUAUUAAUGUUUACCUGGUUAUCUAGAGAAGGAGUUACACAGGUGUAGUUUAUUUCUUGAAGAGAAGUGCGCAGUGUAGCUGAGAAAGCAAAUGAACAAAACAUUCGAAACACUUUGAAGGGUUGUCACUGUGUUGAUGAGGAUGCGGUAUGCCAUGACAAUCAAUACACUAUGCCUUCAGUUUGUCUUUUUGCUCCCCUGAAUAUUAUAUAGCCUCUUCAUCAGUUCUUUCUGCAAGUAAAGCUUUCAAAUGGCAAGGAAGUAACAGUUUAGAAAAUACUGCUAAGAGAAGCCAUGUUAUUUCUGGCCCCUGAUUGUCAUAAUAUUUUACCUAGUUGCCCUAGACUUCUACUUCUGUACAUAUUUUUAUUGCAUUCCCUAAAGUAGUCUUGUUCGGGUUUUUUUUUUUUUUGGUUUUUUUUUUUUUUGAGACAUGGUCUCACUAUGUAGCCUUGGUUGGCCUGGAACUCACUAGGUAGAUCAGGCUUUGACCAUAUAUAGAUUCUGAGGGACAAGCAUCCAAGGUCCAAGAAGCAGUUUCAGCAGCAGCUGCUUCUACUCUUUCCAGUUCUCUGCUUUUGUUGAGCUGUGACAGUGAUGUUGGACAUUCACAUUCCUCUAAUUCUUUGUAUUUAUUAUAAUUUUCUGGAGCUGCUAUUUUAUAGUUCAUAUUCAUGAUCUUUAAUUUUCAGUUGCGUUGGGUAUAUCUUUGAGUCCCAUUCUCUCAGUAUCUGCGCAUUCUUUUUUGGAGGAUUAACCCUUCUCUUUUGAGCCUUGUGCAGGUUGUCAUAUUGCUUUCGAACUGUUUUUGAUAAUAAAUUCCUACUCAGUACAUUGGAUAUUUUUGUUCAUAUGUAGAUACUUAGAAUAUAUAAUUUCCCAGUUUUCAUUAAGCAUCUGGAUCUAAUUUGUACUUAGUUUUGUACCUUGUGCAGGGCUUUAGACUUGGCACUCUCACCCUUAAGCUUUUGUGGGUAAUCUUGAUCUUGUUCUGUGACGAUUUCAAAUUUUGAUAUCAUUUAAUUCUAGAUGCGGUAUUGAUAUAUAUUGAUACAUGUAGAAAUAUCAUUCUUUUCUCCUGUUUUUGUUUUAAUGCAAAUCUCAAAUUAGAUCUUCCCUCUCACUUUGUAUGAUCUAACCUGUAUUCUUAUGAUUUUGUCUUUGAUGUUUUUGUUUUUGUUUUUUAAGACAAAGUCUAUGUUGUCUUGGCUGGCCUGGAACUCUCUAUGUAGACCAGACUGGCCUGGAAUUCACAUAGAUCCGCCUGCCUCUGCCUGGGAGUAAAAGGCAAGUCCUGCCAUGCUGGGCUUGAUGGCUCUUUAGUACACUACUUUCAUUUUCUACUUCUUCAGUUUGUUUUGUAAGUAGUUCAUGGUGUUUAGUUUGUCUUUCAUGUAAAUUGACCAUAUCUGGGACCUUUAGAGAAGAGACAUUAACACAUCCUCAGUUACUGGUUCAGAUGAUUAUGUCAUUGGGGUUUUCCUGGCAUUUCUUUCUUUCUGAUUAGUCAUUCCUUUCAACUUACUUACCUGCAGAUAUUUUCACUCCCAUCACAUCUUUUCUGAGCACUGUUAUACUGGACUGGCUCUGAGGCUGUGACUAUUCUUCGUAUUCAGAAAGGAUUUCCACAUUGAUAUUUGAUACAACAUUGAUGUCAUCUAUUAUAGUCAGUCCAAAGACAUCUUGCAUAAUUUCUUGAUUCAUAAUAGCAUUCAUGAAGGCUCUUCUCUCCUUAUGUCAAUAGCUUUACAUACACUCAUAAAAGCUCAGCUAUAAUUUUCACUCACAGCUAGUGUAAUGCAGUCUUUGUUUCUUUAGUAUUCACUUCAUGUUCAAAGGUUUUUGUAGGUUGGAGAACACAGUUGCUUUGAGCGUCCAUGAUAUUUGGGUCAGCACUGUUCCAGUGGAAUAGAGGCACACUCCCUUCUUGACACUGUAGAGUCAUCAGACCUGUGCAGCCACUACUCAAGGAUAGUCAUACACACAAGUAGUGUAUAGAGCAGGUGGGAGUACAGAUAAUCCACAAGAAGCUGUAUCACUGAAAAGUCCCAUCAUAUCAUGGACUUUGACUUCAUGGAAGUCACAUUAAGGAAUACCCAUUUUUCUGACUUUCUAUACACUCCUGAGCUUUAUGUAACUUAUCUUUCAGGCUAAAUCUUUGAACACUCAGUUAACUCCGUUUUAAGUGCUGGAGAGAUGGAUCAGCAAUCAAAAGUACACUUGCUGUGAUGGGUUCCCAGCACCCACUUCAUUAAUGCAGCUUACAAGCCUAACCCCACCUCCAGGGGAUCUGGUACCUUUGGCACCUGUACUCACAAGGACAUACCCACAUUCAGACAUAUACAUGUAUAUAUAAUUGAAAGUAAGCUUUUCAUUUCAUAAAGGCUCUCCUUGAAGUUGGGUAUGGUAGUAUUUAACCUGUAAUCUCAGCAUUUGGGAAGCAAAGGCAGAAAGUUCAGGAGUUCUGAGCCAGACUAGUUAGCAUCCAUGUCAACAACAAAAGUGUAACUAAUAAGAAUAAAAGCAUAAAAAUAAAAAAUUAACUCCUGAUAGUACUGUAAAUCCAUUUUUUUUCUUUAAGAAUGUCUACCUUCUCACACAUUCUGGAGUAUUCUGAAAAAGUUAAAGUACAAUCAUCUGUGCCUUCCAUAUUCCAUUAGAGUUAACUUUAUUAUAUGAUAGAAUAUCAGAAGCACAACCAGAAACUUUAUCUGUUUACUAAACACUAAAUGCGCUUGGAUUCCAUACUGAUAACUGAGCCCAGGGCCUUGCACAUGCUACGGAAACACUCCACCAACUGAGUUGCUUCCCCAGUUCUUUCUGUAGCUCCCUAAUAACAAGUCUCGGGACUCUAAGAAGCACUCAUUAGUUGUAAAAGGUCUGCCCAGCUAACAGUCUUUGAAGCUCAGCGAAGGAAGCUUGCCUUUCUCUCGGUCCACAAGUCAUUUAGUAUCUCAUCAGGAUGCCAGCUUUCUCUGGGAAAAGGUUCAUGUAUUUUGAUUUUGGCGUUUUGGUCCCAGAGUUAUAUUUUGCAACAGUCACCACCAAGUUGUUAUUAGGGCCAUCUUUUUGUCAUCUUUUCAUUUCAUGGCAGACAAUAUAACUCCUAAGUUGAUUGAAACCACUGUCUUUUUGACUCGGCAGGCAGCCUAGGCCUUGGCUGAAUGAAGGGGUAAGUCCUUCCUUGCAUGAUGGUGUGCAGGUUUUCCUGACUACCGAGUUUCUAAUUUUUAUAUGUGAGUUCACGUGUGUGGCUUCACCACCAUAACUUGCCUCCUAAAUACUCUUGUUAGGAAGGAAAGAAACUAGAUUUGCUUAAAUCUGUUCAAGGCUGACAUUCUGAAAUUUUAAACUGGACUUAACAAUAUUUGUAGUAAUAAUCAUGCAGGUUUAAUAUGGUUCUUUGGGAAAGAAAUUUCUUUUAUGAAAAGUUUAAAAAAAAAAACAGCUUUUUAAAAGCUUAUUCAAGAGGACUUUUGUUUUGUUGCUUUAGUUUUUCUUAGUUGGAAAGAGAGGUGUCCAUUACACCAAAAAAGUAAGGGUGGUCUAUUAUGAGUCCAGGCUACUUCCCACAUUAUAAUGGAACCCUUCCUAUCUUCCCUUUAAACUGAGAAUGUCAGUCAUGAGCUUAGAGCUUAAGCGAUCAUCACUUGCAGCUGUUGCAUGAUUAGUCUUGUGUAUCCCAAUAGCUUUGCUUUUCUGUGCCAGUUUAAAAUAACAUUUUUGCUAAGGACAUUUAAAAUUAACUGAUACCAGUUUUGUUUUGUUUUCCUGGUUGUGUGUAGUAUUUCCAGGACCAAAAAUUUCCUUAAAUUACUGAACUUAAAAAAAGACUCUCAGUCUGUAAAGCCGGAGAGCCCAUUUUUGUGCUUUGAUCCGUCAUAGCUGGUAGGCAGGUUCCUGUGCACACUUUCCCCUCUCUGACUGCAGCAUGUGUGUGUUUGAAAUGCUUUCCUCUCUGCUUCACGAUUCUAGUGUCAACACUAUCAGUAGACUGGAGCUGUGUUACAUAUUUUAGCUACUCAGUCAAAGUAUACAGGACCUUGAACUAAGCUUAUGUGCAGUGGCCAUAUUAGUCACUUUUCGUGUCUUUGAACAUGUGUGGUGUUGUGAAACAAAUAUUCUUCUACACUAGAAAAAUCCGGUGCUUCAACCCUAGAAUAUUUGAGCAGCAGUUCAGUUUGUUCUCAGCCAUCAAACAUUUUGGCACAACACAUCAUCUGUUACUUUCUUGAGAAAAGUUGGUUUUGUUGUUUUACUUACAGUGUAUGUACUGGUCAUUAAAAACCAAACAGUUAUGGAGGGUUGUAAUACAACAAUAGUAAGUUUACAAAGUAGUCGUUUGCUGCAAGGACUUCACUUAGCCAAAUUACUGCUCACUGCAACCCUCACAGAGCUUCCCGCUUACACUCUGACCCUUGCUAGGAGGGUGGUACCUUGAAGCACCUGUUAAUCUUCACCCUCCUGCUUUCUGCACUUGUGAAACUCAGCGCUUGCUAGGUGUUUGGAGAUUUUACCAUCUGUGGGCUGGGGCUUGUUGUGUUACUUGUAAGAUAAGUAUUAGUUUAUAAACAGUUUUUUGGGCUAGUGGUACCCAGGCCCCUAUUCAAGAUAUAAUCUUGCUUAUCUCCUUUUACCUUAGAGGAGAUAUAGUAUUUAGAACACUUAUGUUUUAUGUUCCUGAAGUUAUCUUGCUCAUGUUCAAGUUACUAAUUGUUUAAAUGUAAGUUUUCAAUAAACGUAUUUCUUUAGA
Apodemus sylvaticus (European woodmouse) is the source of this 7609-nucleotide messenger RNA. RefSeq names its product kelch like family member 11 (gene Klhl11). Gene Ontology annotation, molecular function: protein binding. The transcript has 2 exons. The record is from RefSeq and is a predicted model, not a curated record. Bases 56 to 2185 code for a protein of 709 amino acids. NCBI's taxonomy places the organism in Eukaryota, Metazoa, Chordata, Mammalia, Rodentia, Muridae.